AUGCCUCGCAUUUUCCAGCAUUUUGUCCGGCAUCUCCAAAGAAGUGCCAUACCGAAAACUCCACUGAGACACAGGAUAUCACUUGUCAGAGCUGGUCUUCAGGUAGGUAGCACUGCCAGUGGCGCUGUACUUGCAUUUCGAAGACCAGGUGACCCUUUAUUCAUGGUUACUCUUGAGAAUGAGGAGUCAGUGGACACUGCCGUUGCAGCAGUUUUCGAAGACUUUUCAGACGGAUCUGCAAGUUGGGUCAGUCCUGGCCAUGUUCAGCGAAUGGUGCAAGCCACUGAAGGAAAUGUUGACCUUGCCAUACAAAAGCUCAAAGAAGCAGUGGCAUGGAAGCGAGAUACGCUGGAUGGUUGGUUAAGCCAACAAGCCAAAGACCUGCCCACGGCAGAAACGCGAGUUAUAGCCAUUGGUCAGGACUCCAGGCCCCUCGUUUACUCUGGCUGCGUCAAUCAGCGGAAGGGCGAGGUUGCGGCCGUGAUCUUGGCCUGCGUUUGGCAUCAGGCUUUGGAAAAAGCUGGCCCAAUGACCCAGUUGGACUAUGUGCUUGAUGCGCACGGCUAUCAGCCUUUGUUAAACCUCAACAUGAUGCCGUACUUGAGACUGGCGCGCAGCCUCAAUUCAUACUUUGCUGAGCGGUUUCAUAGGAUCAUAGUGUUGGACAUGCCAACGGUUCUAUCUGUGCUCGUGAAGGCCAUCGUGCCCCUGCUGCCACCAAAGACGCGGCAGAAGCUGUUUUUCGUGCGUCGGGAUGAUCCUGAUUCCCUGAACGCGCUAUACGAACUCUGCACUGACCAGGAGAUGAAAGAGAUGAUGGAAAAGCUUUUGGCUGCGAACGGGGAGGCAACUUCGAGCAGCGGCCGCGAAGCGACUCGUGAAUUGACCAAUCGUUUUCUCGCUUUGCAAGAGGCAAAGCAUCAGAACGGGGUAGAGUAA
Molecule: messenger RNA, 939 nt
Organism: Durusdinium trenchii
Lineage: Eukaryota; Dinophyceae; Suessiales; Symbiodiniaceae
Source: the annotation of a GenBank genome assembly